AUGUAUGGAGAGAGAGAGAGAGAACACUACCAGCAGCACUGCAUGUAUGGAGAGAGAGAGAAAGAGAACACUACCGGCAGCACUGUAUGUAUGGAGAGAGAGAGAGAACACUACCGGCAGCACUGUAUGUAUGGAGAGAGAGAACACUACCGGCAGCACUGUAUGUAUGGAGAGAGAGAGAACACUACCGGCAGCACUGUAUGUAUGGAGAGAGAGAGAACACUACCGGCAGCACUGUAUGCAAGGGGAGAGAGAGAACACUACCGGCAGCACUGUAUGCAUGGGGGGAGAGAGAACACUACCGGCAGCACUGUAUGCAAGGGGAGAGAGAACACUACCGGCAGCAUUGUAUGCAUGGAGAGAGAGAACACUACCGGCAGCACUGUAUGCAUGGAGAGAGAGAACACUACCGGCAGCACUGUAUGCAUGGAGAGAGAGAACACUACCGGCAGCACUGUAUUCAUGGAGAGAGAGAGAGAGAGAGAACACUACCGGCAGCACUGUAUGUAUGGAGAGAGAGAACACUACCGGCAGCACUGUAUGCAUGGAGAGAGAGAGACAGAGAACACUACCGGCAGCACUGUAUGUAUGGAGAGAGAGAGACACACACAGAGAACACUACCGGCAGCACUGUAUGUAUGGGGAGAGAGAGAGACACAGAGAACACUACCGGCAGCACUGUAUGUAUGGAGAGAGAGAGCACACUACCGGCAGCACUGUAUGUAUGGAGAGAGAGAGAGAGAGAGAGAACACUACCGGCAGCACUGUAUGUAUGGAGAGAGAGAGAGAGAGAGAGAGAGAGAGAGAGAGAGAGAGAGAGAGAGAGAGAGAACACUACCGGCAGCACUGCAUGUAUGGAGAGAGAGAAAGAGAACACUACCGGCAGCACUGCAUGUAUGGAGAGAGAGAAAGAGAACACUACCGGCAGCACUGCAUGUAUGGAGAGAGAGAGAGAACACUACCGGCAGGACUGUAUGUAUGGAGAGAGAGAGAGAACACUACCGGCAGCACUGUAUGUAUGGAGAGAGAGAGAACACUACCGGCAGCACUGUAUGUAUGGAGAGAGAGAGAACACUACCGGCAGCACUGUAUGCAAGGGGAGAGAGAGAACACUACCGGCAGCACUGUAUGCAUGGGGGGAGAGAAUACCGGAAUGCAUGGAGAGAGAGAAUACUACUGGCAGUAAUUGUAUGCAUGGGAGAGAGAGAACACUACCGCAGCACUGUAUGCAUGGAGAGAGAACACUACUGCAGCAUCUGGUAUUCAUGGAGAGAGAGAGAGAGAGAGAGAGAAUGA
Molecule: messenger RNA, 1296 nt
Organism: Pelobates cultripes (western spadefoot toad)
Lineage: Eukaryota; Metazoa; Chordata; Amphibia; Anura; Pelobatidae
Source: the annotation of a GenBank genome assembly